This is a messenger RNA of Gekko japonicus, 417 nucleotides long. RefSeq names its product zinc finger FYVE domain-containing protein 26-like. The annotation marks the transcript as partial. Gene Ontology annotation, cellular component: midbody; centrosome; lysosomal membrane. The record is from RefSeq and is a predicted model, not a curated record. NCBI's taxonomy places the organism in Eukaryota, Metazoa, Chordata, Lepidosauria, Squamata, Gekkonidae. The transcript has 2 exons. Gene Ontology annotation, molecular function: phosphatidylinositol-3-phosphate binding. Gene Ontology annotation, biological process: mitotic cytokinesis; double-strand break repair via homologous recombination; regulation of cytokinesis.
CAGGAUGAUGACUACUUUGCCACAUUGAGGGAACUGGAAACAGUGCUGAGGACACGAAGCCUGUGUCUGGAUAUGAUACCUGAGGGGAAGAUCCAGCAUAACAGCUACUAUCAAGAGUGCCUCUUUUAUUUACACAAUUAUGGCACCAAUCUAGCAAUCAUUAGUUUUUAUAUGAGGCAUGGCUGCAUGCGGGAAGCACUACUGCACUUGUUAAACAAGGAGAGCCCACAGGAAGUGUUCAUUGAAGGGAUCUUUGUCCCAAGCUAUAAAAGUGGAAAGCUUCACAUGCUGGAGAACUUGCUGGAGACCAUUGAUCCAGGCCUAGACAGCUGGGGCAUUUACCUGAUUGCAGCUUGCAAGCACUUGCAGAAGAAGAAUUAUUUCCAUAUUCUAUAUGAAUUGCAGCAGUUUAUGAAG